Molecule: messenger RNA, 884 nt
Organism: Penicillium olsonii
Lineage: Eukaryota; Fungi; Ascomycota; Eurotiomycetes; Eurotiales; Aspergillaceae
Source: the annotation of a GenBank genome assembly
AGAAUGGUCAUUUCAAGAAAGCCCGAUUUUAUCACGAUUUACCUCCACGUCAAGAGCGUGAGCAUUGUAUGACAGAAGAGUCCUUUGUCCCCGCUCUGGCCAUGCUUCCGUCUGUCGAAAAGGAUCUGGAACAAUACUCAGAGCCAAGUACAUACGACAAAUAUAGCCCCAGCUGCAGGAGCAACUCAGUGGAACGAUGUUUCUCGAAGGCAGUUUCUUCGCCCAGCUCGGGGCCGACAACUCCAGGUCUUGAUGUCAUUGAUCCACGAAUCCUCAACUCUCCUAAGUUUGACAGGGAUAAUGCGCACCAAUCUUGUGUUCAAGCUGCCAUGCAAUCAAACUCGCUCACUUUCCCACCAAAAGUCUGUGAGGCCACCAAAAUGCCUGUCAGUGGUAAGAACCAGCCGCAUCCUCCUGUUUUAGGCUUUGCCAAUCAGCCUGUUGGAUACUAUGCUGUCACUGAAACCACCGAGAAGAGGAAAGAUUUGCAAGACUCCCUCACCUCUUUGUCUAACUGUGAACAAGCUACUGCGGACUUCAACGGCGACAGUCAUUCACUAACACGCGAAGAAGGCGGCGGGCAAAACCUGCCUUGCGAUGAUCAAGUCCCUCGCAGCAGCCCUCGCAGAGCCCUCGCUAGAAUCAAGACACAAAAUCAGACGCCUCAGCAUCAUGCAGAUGGUUUGAGCAGUUGUAAACCCCGCCAGAGGUUUGAUGCGAAGAGCAAACGGAAGUUGCGUGAUUUACAGAGGAAGAAUUUGACCCUGAGGCAGAUCGGACCUCAUUUUGCGGAUGUUGAUAUGGCGUUACUGCGACAGGCUUGGAUGGAAUUGAAGCCUUCUCAGAGAUGCACCCGAUCUCGGGCUAAUUUGAAGGGCAACUAG